This is a messenger RNA of Cinara cedri, 2315 nucleotides long. The record is from the annotation of a GenBank genome assembly. Lineage: Eukaryota; Metazoa; Arthropoda; Insecta; Hemiptera; Aphididae.
AUGGAGCUUCUGCAGGAUUUCAGACAAGAAUCUGAAGAAUUGGAUGAUUUUAGCUUGCAAACUGGACAAAUUAACAUAUUUACUGAUUUUCCAUUAUUUGUUUUAGAGUAUGUAUUAAGAGAUUAUUACUAUAAUUGUUAUUGAAAUAAAAAUAUUUAAUUGCAUUAUAAUGCUAUAGGGCAUAUGUUUCCAAACUUUUUAUGGCACAAUCUAUUUUUAAAAAAAUGUAAAUUUUGAUGACCCACAAUAAUAUCAAUGGCCCUUUUUUGGUUUAUUUUUCAUUCCUGAAUGAUUCAUAAAUUUUGUUUAGUCAUGUAACUCAUUUGCAAGUAUAGAUCCAAUUUUUUGUUAGAAAAUUUGUUCACAAGAAAAUAGGACCUUAUAUUAAAACAUUUUUUAACUAAGACCUACAUUUUGUACAUUUUCUUGUUUUUCUAAUUCAUUGGGAAAACUUGAGAAAAUCAAAAAAUGACCUCCCUAAGGUACCACCCCUGUCAGAUUUCCUUUCAAAAAAAGUGGUAUCAUUGUACAUUGGAACAAAAUAGUUGAUAGAAAAGUUGUCUGAUAGGAAAAAAUUAUAAAUAAAUAAACAUCAUUGUAAAACUAUCUAAACAAUGUAUUAUUAAGGAAUAUAAUGUGACUUACUAAAAAUAUGAUUGACAUGAUCGAAUCCAUAUUUUCUGCUAUAGGGUGAUCCACUUAAGUGGCUACAUUUUAUAUUUCCAAAAAGAUACUUAAUGAUAAUUUAAAGAAUAACCAGUACUACAAUUUUACGUCAACAUUAUUUUUGAGUUGAACCAACUAUAUACUUUUAUUUAUUAAAAAUUAAGUUGCCAUUUGAAAAUCAAAAAUAAUAAUGAUAAUACAUUUUUUUAAUUCUAUACUUUUCAAGAUAUUGAGUGUAGUUAUAUAAAUGGAUCCCUCUGAACGAGGAUUAAUUAUUUUCUGUUAUAGGAGUCUCCAAAAAGAAGAAGAGGACACCAUAUAUCAACCAUAUGGUGAAACUUCCAAUACUGUAAAACCAAAUAGUGAAACUCCCGAUACCUUAGAACCAGAUAGUGAAGCUUCCAAUACUGCUGAUCCAAAUAAAUUUAGUAAAACAAAUUCAAAAAAAAUAACACAUUCUAGGUAUAUACUUCAUUAUUAAUAUAUAAUUAAUUAAUAUUAUAUUUUAAUAAACAGUAAAUAAUGAUAUAUUAUUUUUCAAAUUUAUUCAUAUAAUUUUUUUUUUUUUUUUAAGUUUUUUUAUUUUAUUUUGAAAUAUUACAAUCUAUACAGAGGUGCACAAUAAGUAAUAAUUAUGGUGAAAAGAAAGAAAAACUAUGAACUAGUGAUAGCAUGGAAGGAAAUCUCUCAUUAGAGACACCUAGUGGUUUUACAAUAACAUUUACAAUUUAUUACAAAAACAUUUUUAAUUAAUUUAAGAAUUUAUACAAUUUUUAAGUCACAGCACCAGUUCCGCUUGAGUCAUCUAGUUGGAUUUCCGGGUAGUGCUGGUGUAGCAAGGUCCCUGAUGAGCUGGUUGGGGUUGGAAUGUAAUUUUGUGUGGAAGCGUUUACAAUACAUAGUGGCAGUUUCGUUGACAGAGCAGAUUCUUAGGUCAGAGUUUAUUGCAUUGUUGGAGAUAUACCAGGGUGCUCCAGUUAUUAUACGACAGCAGAUAUUCUUGGAUAGUUCUCUUAUUUGAUUUUUUAGCAGAACCCCAGAUUACUAACCUGUACACCCAGAGUGGUUGUAGAAGAGUUUUAUAUAAUAUGAGUUUAAGGGGUAAUGCUAGAUUUGAGCGUAGGAGUGGCCUUAGUAGGUGAAGUCUUUAGUUUAGCUUUNAAAACAGAUAUUCUGGAAGGCUUGGAUAGUUCUCUUAUUUGAUUUUUUAGCAGAACCCCAGAUUACUACCCCGUACAUCCAGAGUGGUUGUAGAAGAGUUUUAUAUAAUAUGAGUUUAAGGGGUAAUGCUAGAUUUGAGCGUAGGAGUGGCCUUAGCAGGUGAAGUCUUGAGUUUAGCUUUUUGCGUUUGUUUUUAGAUGAGAUGACCAUGUUCGGCGUCUGUCGAAUAUUAAGCCGAGGUAUUUCACUUCAUUUGAGUGAGGAAUAAUGAUGUUAUUUAUUGAUAUAGGAGGGCAGUUAUGGGGCCUGAGUGCANAGUUUUAUAUAAUAUGAGUUUAAGGGGUAAUGCUAGAUUUGAGCAUAGGAGUGGCCUUAGUAGGUGAAGUCUUUAGUUUAGCUUUUUGCAUUUGUUUUUAGAUGAGAUGACCAUGUUAGGCGUCUGUCGAAUAUUAAGACAAGGUAUUUCACUUCAUUUAAGUGAGGAAUGA